AUGUCUAUCUCUUCCGGAAGUUACGAUGAAGAACAAGUGGAUGAGGUUCUAAGAGGGAAUACAACGGGCCAAAUGAGACUCCCUUUAGCACGUGAGAGUCCGGUUAUAGAUGUAGUGAUUGAACAGUCAACGAGCUGUCUCUCUGGAUUUUGGCGCCGCCCUCAUCGUUAUUGGUCGUCGCCGACCCUCUUUAAAUGGUCGACUUCAUUGUCUCAACAAAGAUAUUUCGCACUGAGAAGGGUCGUCGCUGGUGGAGGACUCAUACUUUGUAGCUGUCGGACUCUGCUCGGGAUUUCAGGAAGCAUCCGUCAAACCUGUUCUGUGGGAGAAGCUAGAAAGGUUGAGUUCAUUCUCCGAAGUAAGAAGAAAGCCAAAGACGAUAUGGACCGAGUCGUUACCAUUGCCCAAAUGCAAUCCUUUAUCGAUCUUGAGCCUAAGGACCUCGACAUCCAAAUGAUUGAUUUCUCCCCCAAUACCAAUCAACCACUUCGGAGACGACGCUUGGACCGGGGGAAACGGUACAAAUCGGGUUCCAACCCAAAAAUUCCGAAUGUCAACUUCUGGCCGCCCCAUGUGGUGGAUUCUUCAACAGUCCCGUUGAUGAGUUGGGAUCCGCUGGCGGAACAGGUUGCUCAGAGCUUGACUGUCGCGGAAAAGAUACAGCAUACGGCCGGGAUCUUAGUUCGUCGUAUUGCCAACGAUCUGGUUCAGCUGAGGAUCGAACACGAGGUGUGUAAGGGCAAGAUCAAUUCUUUGAAAGAAAAAGUGAAAUGGGAGAAGCUUAGAACUCAAAGGCGUAGAGAUGGAGGGUGA
Molecule: messenger RNA, 813 nt
Organism: Striga asiatica
Lineage: Eukaryota; Viridiplantae; Streptophyta; Magnoliopsida; Lamiales; Orobanchaceae
Source: the annotation of a GenBank genome assembly